Drosophila biarmipes is the source of this 1212-nucleotide messenger RNA. RefSeq lists its product as uncharacterized. The record is from RefSeq and is a predicted model, not a curated record. Bases 1 to 1212 code for a protein of 403 amino acids. The transcript has 3 exons. NCBI's taxonomy places the organism in Eukaryota, Metazoa, Arthropoda, Insecta, Diptera, Drosophilidae.
AUGGAUACCUCCCGUGUUUUGAGGGUCACCAAUGUAGUGCUUUUACUCACGGCUUAUCAGAUGCAUUGGUUUGAGAAGAAAUCGCAGAGGUUCCGAUUGUCCCUGCCCGGAGUGGUCAACAUAUUUGUUCUGGGUGUCUUCUAUGCUGGGUGCUUUUCCCAACAUUUCGAUUCCAAGUCGUCUCUUCUGAUAGUUCUGAAGAAUGUGUCACCAUUUAUGUUCGUACUGACCAGAACUCAGCUUUUCCUGGGAGCAAAGGUAUUCGCCUACUCCGUGUAUUCCUCGGUGAAAUCCGUGGGUGCUCUUAAUUCCCUGGUGGAAUCUCUUCCAACCAGAAAUUCUGGAUUCAGAAAAGAUGAGGUCAUAGCCUAUAUACUACUGGGUUCGACCUUUGGCACUCUCUUUUGUUUCGUGCUCUACAUAUCGUAUGAAAUGAAGUUCGAGCUGCCUCCGUUGGAAGAUGCCAUGAUCGGAUUGGCUCUAUUUCUUCCCCAUCUGAUUUUGUCAGGAUCUCUGAGACUCUACAUAGUACUGGCUUGGUUAACUCGUGGACAAUUAAAGCAAUUUAAGAACAAUGCGGAGGAGGAGUUAAGUGAUAAUUUGAUAAAAGAGGAGGAUAAUGUGGCUUCCACUUCUUUUACCAUUUCAACGAAAAGCUCCAGCGUGGCAAAUUUAGACAACCUGAAGAGGAAGCUGGAGAUUCUGGGAGCCAAUUUCCGCUUCUUCUUCCAGUCGAUUCAGCACUCUUUGAUAUUUCUUUUCGCCAUGAAUGGGAACUGUCUAUUGGGAGGGAUAUACUCCUAUACAUACUACUGGAAUACCUGGCACGUAAUCUUCGAGGAUCGCAAGCGAAGAAUCUUCUAUGCGGCAAAUGCAUCCAUAUAUGCCUGUAUUGCCAGUGAUUACAUCUGCUUAAUGUUGGUUCUGUUUAUGAUGGAGAAAGAGCGGAUGAACUUUAUUAAAUGUCUAGAUUUCUUUUUGGCCAAGCGAAAUGCAUUAUCAAAGAGAGUUCGACCCCUUGCCAAGGAUAUAACGAAAGUUCUCAAAAGAAGCUUUUAUAGCAAAUUCGACUCAAUCAUUCCUUUUAAUAUUAGUUACCUCAGUUUGAUGGUAUUCGUCCAAUUGCUAAUAAUUAUCUUGGUGGUGAUGUUCCAUUACUUGAAUGACGAAAUACUUUUGCUGAAAGAAGAGUUGAACAGCAAAGAUAAUUAA